AUGGCCGAAUCACAAAACAUUUCCAAAGUUGUCUUUAUGCCUGAUCAAGAAGAAAAGUUAAUAGAAGAAGUACGAAAUAAUCCUGAACUGUAUGAUUUGUCCAAACCUAGCCACAAGGAUAUAAUUUUGAAGGAUGAUAUCUGGAAAAAUAUUUCUUUAAAAGUUGGAAGAUCUGUUGACGAUUGCAAGAGGCGAUGGAAAAACAUAAAAGACACUUAUAAUCGGAACAAAAGAAAUUCUACAUCUAACAUUGAUACGCCACUAGAUGAAGAUGUAAGUGUUGGUACUGAUGACGAGAUUGAUGUUGACGAUUCAAAUAAAGACGACAAUGUUGAAUUACCAACGUGUUCAUUUGCGGGUAAUCGUGUAAGAUCAAAAUCGGAUAAGCUGGCAGCGAUUUUAGCAAAAAAAACUGAAGAUCGAAACAUUAUUAUUCAAAGUUUUCAACGACAAAACGAACAACUUUUAAACGCAAAUAAAAAUCAAGAAGAUGACACUCAUUUAUUUUAUAAAAGCAUAGCUAUAACUGUAAAAAAAUUACCGACAAAAGGCAUUAAUGAAGCUAAAAUGAAAACACUUAUGUUAGUCAAUGAACUUCAAGAAAGAUAUGCUAAUCCUCCUCAAAUUACUACGCCUAGUUUUUUUUCCGAUUCAAAACUUCCAACAAAACCAACAACAUUACUACGGAGUUUCUAA
Molecule: messenger RNA, 696 nt
Organism: Melanaphis sacchari
Lineage: Eukaryota; Metazoa; Arthropoda; Insecta; Hemiptera; Aphididae
Exons: 3
Coding region: 1-696 (231 amino acids)
Biological process (GO): regulation of transcription by RNA polymerase II
Cellular component (GO): nucleus; transcription regulator complex
Molecular function (GO): DNA binding
Source: RefSeq, a predicted model, not a curated record